This is a messenger RNA of Limulus polyphemus (Atlantic horseshoe crab), 1314 nucleotides long. RefSeq names its product potassium voltage-gated channel subfamily H member 2-like. NCBI's taxonomy places the organism in Eukaryota, Metazoa, Arthropoda, Merostomata, Xiphosura, Limulidae. The transcript has 6 exons. The record is from RefSeq and is a predicted model, not a curated record. The annotation marks the transcript as partial. Gene Ontology annotation, cellular component: nucleus.
GGGAGUAGGUGAGGAAUUUAUUGUUAUCGCGACACCAUGUAUUGGUGCGGAGGAUAUGACAAACCAAGAUCAACAAAAACAGAACUCAAUUAGCUAAGGAGUGAAGAAACUGAAAGAACUUCACAUCAUAGAGCACAGUAACCUAAAAAAUAAAGGCGAGAGAGAAACAAAUAGGUUGCACCGUGUUUAGAUCGAUUGAGCCGGGUAAGUUCAACUGGGAAUGGAACCACGGGAGAAUCAGAGUUUGCGUUAUUGAGAGCUAGGGGAGACCUACGUUCGUAUCGGUACUGAUCCUGUCCUUAAACUGUGUGAGUAACCAGCGUGCUGCAGUAUGGUUACUCUGGCAACGGAAUAGCUAGCGUUAUUGUAAAAUGCCUGUCCGAAGAGGCCACGUCGCUCCGCAGAACACUUUUGUGGACGCUAUUAUCAGAAAGUUUGACAAUCUUAAUAGGAGAUUCAUCGUAAGCAAUGCCCAAGUUGAAGACAUUCACCACCCAAUCAUCUACUGCAAUGAUGGUUUCACCGAACUCAUGGGUUACACGAGGGCAGAGAUCAUGCAGCGCUCGUGCAUAUGUGAGUUUCUGCACGGACCUCUCACCAGCCCACAUGCGGUUGCUACCAUUGAAGAAGCUCUGGCUUCUCUUGAAGAACGUCAGGUUGAGAUAGUAUACUACAAAAAAGACGGCUCAAAGGUUUUGUGCAGUCAAGUGAUGGCGCCAAUUCGGAAUGAAGAAGGAGUUAUAUGUAUGUACAUCAUGAAUUUUGAAGAUGUCACAGAUGCUCCAUAUCGGGAUGAACAACUAGAAGUCGAGUCCCCUCUUCAGGAGCCCCGACUGCUAUUGAGACGAGUUACGUUUCUUCGUCGGUUCGUCCCGACUGCACCUGUACAUAGACGACGAGCCCCAUCCACGAUGGACACAACCGCUAAAGCAAUUAAAAAAUCGCUGAGACUGCGAAUGCCAGGUGUAAAAAAGAGUGAACAGUCCACUUCAAUGAUGAGUCCUGAAAACGAGGCUGUUGCUAUGGAAAUGUUCCCACAAAGUGUCGGCACUGACCAAUCAAAGGAUACAUUAGAGAGAAGGAGAAGUUUGGACAUUAGUAAACGAAUUGGUGCUUUACCCGUAAGACGUGAUAGUGACUCUUUAUCACUGACCGGAACUGGUUCCGUGACCCCUCUGACAUCAUUAGAAGCUGUCCAGAAAAUGCACGAGGCUUUAAAGGCUUCUCCAUUUGCGGCAGUGGGUCAGGUCCAGUUUGCCGGCCGCCAUACUGACCCUCAGCGUCGACGAGCUCUCACGAUCGACAUUGGCCAAG